AUGCUUGCAGGACGUAGUGGGACCAUCACCCAGGGUUCUUUUAGAGUCAUUUACAAACUGGGCAGAGCUAAUAAGUUACGAUCGCGUAUUCGUGAUGAAACCAAAAUCGGUCGAGGAGAUACAGAGAGCGGUAUACGCUGCGCACGCAUGCGGAAGACAAGUGCGUGCUGUGGGCAGCUUGCAUACAAGUUCUCCUCUCUUCGGCGACACUUAAAUCUGUCCAAUCUGGCUUUAGAUGGAGGAAAAAGGGUGAUUCUUCAGCCUUUGAACCCUAAUCGGCCAGUUGCCUUGGUUAAAGUGGCACCUAGCGUCACCCAGGUGGAGCUAAACAGAGAGUUGGAGGUGCUGGGAUAUGCCUUUCCCUUCGGUCCCCUCGUUUCAGACGUGACCAUUGCUGGAGCCAUAGCGACCUCAUCACACUCUGCAAACUUCAAUGAACCGUCGAUGGGUGGCUUCAUGACGGCAGUGAGAUUGAUUGACGGUAGGGGGAGCGUCAGGCAGUUUUCUGAGAACAGGACCCCCGUUGUUAUGAAAGCAUUGCGUUGUAAUUUAGGGCUGCUGGGAAUUGUGUUUGAAAUUGAAAUGAAGGUGGUUCCACUAGAAACAGUCAGCGUUCGGCGCGUUUUCACUCCACUACGGAACUUGUUCAAGUCGCACUUUCUCCGACAUCUCGUGACGAAGAACUACAUUGUAAAUGUCAUGUAUGGGGCAUAUAAUUCAUUGACAGAAGAAGAGGCCAGAUGGGCUUUGGAGACAGGAAGAGUACCAAGGACAUGGGACAGUGCAAACGAUUUGGUUUUGUUACAAAUAAUAAAUCCGAGUUCAAAGUCUGUGAACCUCGCAAUUGAGGACAAAAGGCCCGAGUCAGCUCCGAAUGUUACGGUUGUUUCACUGGGACAGACUAGAUUCAACCAACUACUUUCUGCGCCUGCCUUCGUUAUUUCAAACCUUAGUCAAGCCACCCACGUGCCUGCCGCCGUUCUGGAUAAAACUGAGUUCUCGGAAUACACCAUUCAGCAUUCAACUUUUACUGAAGAUGCCAAAGUUUUGAAGGUCUUGUCAUCAUUAUUAAACGAGAAGUCUUAUAAAAAAGGCAUUCAGCCAUUGCAACUCGGCCUGUUCAGAUGGUUCGCUGGUGCGAAUUGUUUUCUCUGUGCAGGCUCGGCGACAGUAGGGCGGAAUCGACACGAUAAGACCAAGGAUCUCGGCCACUUCGCCUCUUUUCAUCUGCACGACCUGGUUGAUUCAAGACAGGACAUCAAACGCGCAAGGGCUUUCCAAACUGCGGUUAUACAAGAAUGGGACAAAAUCGGUAACUUCGGGCGUCCUCACUGGGGUAAAGUUCUCCAGGUGUUUCCAAACCUGAAACAGCGGAUUAAGCUCAGCUACGGUCUCGACUUGGACAUAUUCAAAACCAUCCGAGAAUCACUUGAUGCCCACGGAGUUUUCACUAAUGCAUUCUUAAGAUAUUUGUUUGAUAUUAAACGUAAAAUACGUUGAAAAGAUAUCCAACACUUGGCAUAUUGUAAAAAAUAAUCUAUAUGUAGGACCUGCGAUUAUUCUUCUCACCUUCAAUUUGAAUUUGUAUGAUUAUUUUCCCCCGAAAGGGAAGGGUAGAAGUUGCACCAUUCGGAUAUUUUCCCGGGAAUUCUUUCUUUCGAUUUCAAACCUCUGCAGCACGUGGUUAUUGGCUUCAUAAUUGUGCAGAAGACACAAGAUACACUUGGCUAGGUAUCAGAUCGCUCCUUUUAUAUUUUUUGGUGGGGAUGGGUUUUUUGUCUGAUCUCUGAUGUAGAUUGCCCAGGAAAUAUAUUUCAUGUCCAAAUGUGUUAAGCUAGCUUGUUGAAGAAAUGUAUGAAUAAAUGCAUUCCGUUUGCGCAAGGAAUUUAUAUUACCAAAUAGUUGCUCUCUCUCUCUCUCUCUCAGAGUUAGACGCACGGAUUUAAGACCAUCUGUAGCUUUCCACUUCAUACAUUUUACUGCUUUAUCAUCUCAUCUAAAAAAGGAAUUUUGACGAUGCCCCAUCUGCGUGCAAUCGUAUUGUGUAAUUGUUAGCAAAAAUUAUUUGUCUGGGGAAAUCAAUAUUCUUAUUUCACACAUGCAAAACGUGUUUUGCUUAAAUAAUGAAUGCUGUAUUUUGACGUCAAGUUGUGGCUACCCGUGUCCC
This is a messenger RNA of Lingula anatina, 2167 nucleotides long. RefSeq lists its product as uncharacterized. Gene Ontology annotation, cellular component: membrane. Gene Ontology annotation, molecular function: D-arabinono-1,4-lactone oxidase activity; FAD binding. Lineage: Eukaryota; Metazoa; Brachiopoda; Lingulata; Lingulida; Lingulidae. The record is from RefSeq and is a predicted model, not a curated record.